Messenger RNA from Phlebotomus argentipes, 1562 nucleotides. RefSeq names its product ras-related protein Rab-11A (gene Rab11). The transcript has 5 exons. Gene Ontology annotation, biological process: exocytosis. The coding region runs from base 314 to 961 and encodes 215 amino acids. Lineage: Eukaryota; Metazoa; Arthropoda; Insecta; Diptera; Psychodidae. The record is from RefSeq and is a predicted model, not a curated record. Gene Ontology annotation, cellular component: recycling endosome. Gene Ontology annotation, molecular function: GTPase activity; GTP binding.
ACAGCUGAUGUUUUUCUGUGUCGCCAUUAUUAUUUGGGAAAAGCCAGAGAAUUCGAGACAAGUUUGUAAAAUCCGCGAGAAUUGGCAUCAUCGGUGAAGUAAAUGCAAUAAACGCGACGGUAAUGCGUGCAGUGGAUUCUGUGUGAGCAUUUUGAGUGAUAAUAUUGCCCGCAGCAGUGAUAGCGUUCGCGCGAGAGUGGAUCUGCAGGAGACGAAUUGAUUGUGCGUUUAGAGAAAAAGUUUCCACGGGAAAUUCUGCCUUUGUGUGACACUCGCCACCAGCUAAUUUCCAAUCACCACCAGCGGCAACAAUAUGGGAACUCGAGAUGAUGAAUACGACUACCUAUUCAAAGUUGUUCUCAUUGGAGAUUCCGGCGUGGGGAAGAGUAAUCUGUUAUCGCGAUUCACUAGAAAUGAAUUCAAUCUGGAAUCGAAAUCAACAAUAGGUGUAGAGUUUGCUACAAGGAGUAUAGAGGUCGAUGGGAAGACGAUAAAAGCUCAAAUUUGGGAUACGGCCGGUCAGGAGCGAUACAGAGCCAUAACAUCGGCUUACUAUCGUGGUGCUGUCGGUGCGCUGCUGGUGUACGACAUUGCCAAGCACUUGACGUAUGAGAAUGUGGAGAGAUGGCUGCGGGAGUUGCGCGAUCAUGCCGAUCAAAAUAUAGUUAUAAUGCUGGUGGGGAAUAAGAGUGACUUGAGACACUUGCGGGCUGUUCCGACGGACGAGGCGAAGACCUUUGCCGAGCGUAAUGGAUUGAGCUUCAUUGAGACGUCUGCAUUGGACUCGACAAAUGUAGAAACAGCAUUCCAGAAUAUACUCACAGAGAUCUAUCGGAUUGUGUCUCAAAAGCAAAUACGAGAUCCACCCGAAGGGGAUGUCAUUCGACCAACAAAUGUGGAGUCUAUAGAUGUAAAACCCACUGUCUCUGCUGAUUCUGUGCGCAAGCAAUGCUGCCAGUGACCGCCUAAUAGUAGUGAUGGAAAGAGCGCUUCAAUCAUUUUUCUUAGUUCAGAAUUAUUUGCAUAAGUUUAAUGAAGAAAGGAAAUACAUACAGAGGAAUAUUGUCUAAUUAAUGAAUAAUUGCAUUGAAAGAGAGAAAAAAAGGACCCAUAUUUAAUUUGAUGAGAAAAAAAAUUGAUCAAGAUGAGAAAAAAAUACCAGUUCAUGAAAAAAAAUGAAAGAAGUAAAAUCAUUUCCGUAGAAUGAUUAACGAAAUAUGUCCAUGUAAAAAAUGUCUUUAAAAUUGCAUUAAAGUAAUAUAUAUUAAAAGAAUAAUCACUAAAAAUAUAUUGACUAAUUAAUAAAUAAGACAUUUAUCUGAUAAUUUACACGCACGCUGCAAAAUUCCUUCUUUUGAUAUCAAAAAAACAAAGAAAAAGAGAAACAAUCCCGCUUUCACAGUAUGAAUCUGCAUGUAGAACAAAUUCUUUUAACACUGCAAAUUCCCUGUAAAUUCCAAUUUGUUAAGCCUGUAAAACAGUUGUUUAUUUCCUUUUAAAAUAAUGGGAAUUUUGUUGACUUUGCUAUGAUUUUCCAGUAGUGCUGUGGAGAAGAUUUAGAG